CCGCGUUCGUUUGUUCCUUUUGACUUUGCGUCUGCUCGCCCAUCCACCGGCGUUUUUUUCUCUCGCCCUGGCGCUAUCACUUUUCGUACUGUUUUCUCUAAUACGCUAUCAUCACCACCGAUCGACCGACAUCCGAGGUUGAUUACAAAAACGAUUAAAYAGUAAACUUACUAUUAUAAAAAUAGUACAAUAACCGCGAUUCUCAAACUCGUAAUUAUUACUUGAUAACGAUAUCCGGCCUAGGUGCCCGUCAACGUUUUAUCGGCGUAACGACUCUGUAUGUCACGUCACCGUCGUUUUAAAUACCUAAACAUAGUAAUAUUAUAACACCGGAACCACCACCGUCGAAAAUCAUACCCGACGCGAUAAGUGUCGGUAAAACCGCCGCAACUAGCAGCACGCGCGAUCCGAGACCACCGACAAAGGGCACGCCAGACUUCGAUUAUGGUCGUCAUUUUUAAACAAGAAUACGAAAAUCAAAGCAUGAGCAAUGAAUAUAGUUACUCCCGUGGAAGACCUCCUGCAGAAUCUAUUUCUCGAAUUGCAGAUUGGGACAUUAACGAUUCGAUAAUUCCAAGGGUAAGUAACUUUAACUUAUGGGAAGAAUGGGCUGACGGGCAUUGUCGCUUGGUAUACCCACCAAAUUGCGAAGAAGCAAAGAGGCAUGCUUCUGGAUGGGCAAUGAGAAACACCAACAAUCACAAUGUGCACAUAUUAAAGAAAUCAUGUUUGGGUGUUUUGCUAUGCUCAAGAAGGUGUGUACUUCCUUCAGGAGACACUGUUCACUUAAGACCAGCUAUAUGUGACAAGGCUCGAAAAAAGCAACAAGGUAAACCGUGCCCGAAUAGACAGUGUCAUGGACACUUAGAGAUUAUGCCCUGUAGAGGACACURUGGUUACCCUGUCACACAUUUUUGGAGGCAUACAGAUUAUGCAAUUUUUUUUCAAGCCAAAGGUGUGCACGACCAUCUGAGRCCUGAAGCCAAGUCUACUUCAGAAGCACGAAGAAGCUUUGGCACCAGCCGCAAGAUACGAAACUGCAUGAUCCUGACUCGUGAUGUUCCUUUCAAUAAUAAAGUAAGAUUGAAUAAYAAAUUACAUUUAGAAUUUGAAAUAUUAAACUUUCAAUAUUUGGCCGUGAUUGUGUACUCUGGCUGUUCGUGUCUUCCUUACUAUUGCGUUUGCAACAACAGCCGUCUGACUGCACCCGGUCCAGAACCCGCGACCACCAUCCUCCAGCAUCAGCAAUCAUCCUACCCCGCCCAACACCACCACCAUCAUCACCAUCAUCGUCACCACCACCACAACAACAACAAUAACAGCAGAAGUAGUAGCAGUAGUGAAGAUGACCAACUUCACCGCCAUCAAGAUUGGGCGAUGGCAGCUGAGCUGCAAAACUAUCAUGUACUGCAACAGCCCCCGUCCGGACCUCCCCCAUCAUUGGCCAUCGUUCAAAACAUGUCCRCCUCUGACUUUGGGUUCGUGGCCGGACCGCAACCUGCGUCGGCCGUCUACUGYCAUCCAAUGCAGCAGACAACCACCGUCACCGAUGACGAUGACGUGUUUCAGCUGCAGCGAAUUGACCAGCGGCCACCGGGACAGGACGCGGCAACCGCWUCUUCGGCUUACCACAAGUGUUCGCCGACGACCGUGUUGGACUUGGGCAGUGGCACAAUACACAAAAGCACGGGGCAGUGCAGCAGUGACAACGGCGGCGUCGGUUGGCAACACUACCAGCCAGUCGACUACCAUCACCCGGCCGCGGUGCACCAUCACCACGAUCACCAGCAGCAGCAGCAGCAACAGUGCUUCCCGUUACAGCAGAGCUGUGAUGGCGUCGCCUAUCACCAUCCCGGGCAGCAGCUGCAGUACGCCACCAUCAAGACCGAAGACGACCAGGAAUCGUUGGAUCUGAUGUACCCGAUGGCGGUACAAGACGUGGACUACUAUGCACAGCUGUCGUCCUGUUCGUCGUCGGCGGACGCGUCAUGCCUCAAGGCAGCGUCGGCGGCGGCAAGUAUGCAGAACGACGGGUCCAUGGACUUUAUCGGCGCCGACGCAACGAUGCCGUCCGACGUCUCCGCUUCGCAGCACGUCGUCGACUACACGGUCCUCGAUCCCACCAAACUGUUGUUGACCAACAACAACUUUUACAUGGACUCAUACUGUGGUGGCGGUGGCGGCGGUUCAGAAUCCAGCAACAACAACAACAACAACAACAACAACAACAACAAUAACAAUAACAACGACGACGAUCACCACACUGCCGUAGCCGCUGCUGCGUUCAAUGAGUUUCAACUGAACGCUGUUGACAUUCAUUCUUGGUCGCAGGCCAUCGAUCAGUGAAUUUGGCGAUCACCAGUCGUCAGAUAUUCAUUGUACAAUUGUAUAUAUGAAUACUAUGUAUAGAGUGGAUCGCGCAAAUGGGAGGACUUGCGAAAAUUUUUCAUAAUUUGAACCUUCGUCACAUGAUGGUGUGUACCGCUGUAUAUAUGUAAAUAAUAAAAAGGUGUAUUUCGUAAUGAAAUUUUGUUUAAGAGCGUGAAAUGUUUGUAAAAUUAGUAAUUUUAUCAAUAGCGUAUUUUCAUUUUGA
Messenger RNA from Diuraphis noxia (Russian wheat aphid), 2593 nucleotides. RefSeq lists its product as uncharacterized. The record is from RefSeq and is a predicted model, not a curated record. Gene Ontology annotation, molecular function: DNA-binding transcription activator activity, RNA polymerase II-specific; RNA polymerase II cis-regulatory region sequence-specific DNA binding. Gene Ontology annotation, cellular component: nucleus. Gene Ontology annotation, biological process: gliogenesis; regulation of transcription by RNA polymerase II. NCBI's taxonomy places the organism in Eukaryota, Metazoa, Arthropoda, Insecta, Hemiptera, Aphididae.